Molecule: messenger RNA, 1314 nt
Organism: Prorocentrum cordatum
Lineage: Eukaryota; Dinophyceae; Prorocentrales; Prorocentraceae
Source: the annotation of a GenBank genome assembly
AUGAACUUUGUCAAGGAAUACGGCGCCGACAUUCCCGCCCCGAGCGAUCAGGGAACCUCGCGGUCGGCUCGCCAGCUUGCUCCUUUCCUGCGCGAGGUGCAUGGCCCGAGGGGGCAGAACCCCUUCCGCCACGACCUCGCCGUCCUCGCGGGCUUCGCCGCCGGCCUGAACUCUAGCACUCUCGCGACCACCUCCAUCAUUACCUUGGCGGAGCAGGGCCCCUCGGCCCCAUGCGCGUGCGAUGCCAGCGCCCCGCCUCUGGGAGAUUCCGCGACUGCCUGGCUGCAGCCGGGCUCUGGGCGCAUGGCGGGGUCUGCGCGCGACGCCCCCCCGGCCACCGCUGCCCCCUGGCCCGACCCAGCCAGCAGCGACGUCUUGCUUUCGGCUCCCCGGGCAGACCGCAUCCCCUUGGUGACAGGGGGCCCCACGUGCAGGGAAUGGCUGGGCAACGUCGAUCUCGACCUGUUUGCGGAGCACAGGUACGCUGUUUACUCCAACAGCGUGAUCGAGGUCGCCGAGGGGGUCAAGACGCACGUUGUCGACAGCACCCUCAAGUGUGGCAAGGGCGGCGAGUUCGGCACGGCGCUCAACUUGGACAUCUUCAUCGUGGUGUGGACGAAGGUGAUACAGGAUGGGGCGUACCUCCAGAACAACUGGACCGUGAAGGCGGACCCAGACUCGGUCUUUUUCCCAGACAGGCUCCAGGCGAUACUGAGCAUCUACCAGGAGGAGGACAACGGAAUCUACAUGAACAAUUGUAAGUUCGGCCUUCACGGCCCGAUCGAGGUGUCCGCGCCCGCGCGCGUAACCAGCUUGGGCAAGGGCUACAAGCAGUGUCGGAGUCAUUUCGAGGCGAAGUGCAACGGGGACUGCAUGUGGGGUGAGGACUUGUUCGUGGACCAGUGCCUCUGGAAGGUCCUGGGCGCGAGGCGCGUGAGCGAUUUCCGCCUCAUCCUGGAGGACCACUGCGACCCGCCGGAGGACUGGCAGACGUGCAACGACCCCGUCGUGGCCGCCUUCCACCCCUUCAAGAACGUCAGCAGCUUCACCCAGUGCCUGCAAGCCGGCAGGGCGAACGCACCCCAAGCUCAUAGUGGAGGCACAAACCCACUGGGCGAUGACGAGGAGCCUGACGAGGGGUACUGUCCGAACGAUUGCCACAACGCUGUCGAGGGCGAGGACUGCUUCAAGGCCGUGCAGUGGGUGAUGCAGGUCGGAGUGAAGGACUACCCAGAGUGGUACGCGCCGCUCAGCAGGGACUCUACCGCGGAGCAGGUUCAGGCCCACCUGCACCUCAAGGUCGAGGCCUGCUGA